AUGUCAGAUAAUAUACAACGCUCAUUUAUCACGUCGGUGGAACAAGCAGUAUCCUCCACGAUAAGUAAACAAAAACCACUUUUUGUUUAUCUUGUCACUUCAGGUUAUACGGAGAAUACGGACACGUUUUUACCAAAGUUUAUUGAUGAACAAACAAGUGCAAUAAUAAAAUCAAACUUUAUUUUAUUGAAGUUGACCCAAAACACCGUUGAAUUUGGAUACUUCAGUCAGUUAUUCAAAGAUUUGAUUGUUCCUAGUUUUUAUAUUGUGAAUGAGGGGAAGAUUGAGGCUGUUAUUUCCAACGACACAACAAAGGAGGAGUUUAUCAAAAUAAUUGGUAAGUUAACAAAACAUACACCAUCCAUUAAUAAUACCUCAUCACAUGAAAGCAGACAUACGGAGAAUAAUGUAGUUGUUGAAAGUCUGCGUCGCAACCACUCUAAGCCUAGCUCAGAUCAUGACAAAUCGGUAAGAAAGUAUCAAGAGGGUGUAGCCAGAAUGAGGCAGGAAAAGAUUGAAGAAAAGAAAAGAUUGAGGGCUUUGUUAGAAGCAGAUCAGAAAGAAAGGAAACUUAAAGAGCAAGAAAAUGCAAUUGCAGAAUCGGAAACUUCUACUAAAUCCCCUUCAACCAAACAAACUUCGCCAUCAUCUACCAACUCAUGUGUUUUAUCUAUUAAACUAUUUGAUGGAAGUACAAUGAAACGGGAGUUCAAAGCGCAUGACACGUUAGUUGAUGUAAGAAAAUGGUUGGAUUCUGAAGUUGAAAUCAUCCCACCUGCGAAAAGUAUGCCUUCUUUUGCUACCACAGCUUAUCCAUAUCCUACAGGUUAUGCUUUUCAUCGCCCUGCAUUACCUCGAGUCACUUAUCUGGAAGAGCAAGAAUCCAACACUUUGGCUGACUUGGAUUUAACACCUAGAUCAGCUUUAAUUUUGAAGCCAACUUAUAAUGAGGUUGACUCAGACAAGCCAGAUAAUGACAUCGGGAAAACUGGUAUUUUCCGCAGCUUGUUAAAUGUUUUAUUCACUUUAGGUGCUACAAUUUUUUCUGUUUUCUCGUACGGAGUCAAUGCUCCACAUAACCAAGAACGUCGGGAUAGUUCUCCUAGAAAUGAUCAUAACGAGACUGAAAAUUUACAGUCUAGUGAAGAUGACCAAUCAGUUAACAUUCAUCGACCUUCAAUUGCAGGUCAUCCAGGUCUGUUGAUGUUUGAAAGCACAUCUGCUUCAUCCUUGUUUUUGAAUAUUGAACCUGACGUUGAAGAGACCAGUGGAGAUGUUUUGAGACCUCAUUCACCACCUGUACCUAUUGAAUCGCAUUUCAAUCAGUAUUCCCAGCAAGCGUAUUCCACAGCUUCUAACAUCAACAGUCGUCCAACAACACCAGGAUCUCGAUCUUUAAGGCAAAUGCCAACUGUACAUGGUGAAUCAAAGGAAACGUCUAGUAAGAAGGAGCAGACUCAUAACGUAGAUAGUUAUAAUGGCAAUAGCAUCAACGUACACGAAAGAGAUGAUGAAACCCCAAAAGAUUAA
Molecule: messenger RNA, 1530 nt
Organism: Candida dubliniensis CD36
Lineage: Eukaryota; Fungi; Ascomycota; Pichiomycetes; Serinales; Debaryomycetaceae
Exons: 1
Coding region: 1-1530 (509 amino acids)
Molecular function (GO): protein binding
Source: RefSeq, a predicted model, not a curated record